AUGUCGAACGGCGCCAACAGCGCAAAGCCCGUCGACAUGAUGGCUGGCAUGGAGAGACAAGAGCGCAUCCUCGUCAUUGACUUCGGUUCACAGGUCUCUCACUUGAUCUGCCGUCGUGUGCGCGAAGCGGGAGUGUACUGCGAGCUCCGAUCUUGCCUCCUCAAGCUCGAGGAUGUGAAGAACUUCAACCCCAAUGGAAUCAUUCUCAGCGGCGGCCCCCACUCCGUCUAUGACAAGGAUGCACCGCACCUGUGCAAGGACAUUUGGGGCUACAUCGACGAAAAGAAGCUGCCCAUCUUCGGCAUCUGCUAUGGCUUGCAGGAGAUGUGCCACUCCCUCGGCGGCAAAGUCGAAGCCGGCGUGAAGCGCGAGUUUGGACAUGCUGACCUGCUUAUUCGUGAAGACGUGGCAGUGCAAAGCCAAAACGGUGCCAAGAAGAGCAAAGGCCGCAGCCCCAUCUUCGAGGGCAUCGACGGGCAGAAGGUUCCGGUAUGGAUGAGCCACGGGGACAAGGUCACCCAGAUUCCUCCGGGUUUCGCAUCGAUCGCGUACACUUCCAACACAGAGUAUGCGGCGAUCGAAGAUCAGGUGCGACACUUCUACGGUGUGCAGUAUCACCCAGAGGUCACGCACACGCCGAAUGGCGCGACAAUGAUCAAGAACUUCGUGCUGAAGGUGGUUGGCUGCAAGGGUGAGUGGAACAUGCACGACUUCUGCCAGAAGCAAAUUGACAUCAUUAUGAACAAGCUCGACGGCAAGUAUGUCGUGGGAGCUGUCAGUGGCGGCGUGGACUCCAGCGUGGCAGCCGCACUGGUCCACAAAGCGAUUGGAGAUCGCUUCCGACCUUUCAUGGUGGACACCGGGCUUCUGCGAAAAGAUGAGUCCACCAUCGUCAAAGAGCGCCUGGAGAGCCACAUCCCUGGGAUGAAGCUCAAGGUGCUGGAUGCCAGUGCUGAUUUCUACAAGGAGUUGGCGGGAGUCACUGAGCCUGAGAAGAAGAGGAAGAUCAUUGGCCGCCUCUUCGUGGAGGCUUUUGAGAAGGCUGUGUCUGAGAUGGGUCUCCCCCAUGAGAAUUGCCUUCUCUUGCAGGGCACACUGUACCCCGACGUCAUCGAGUCCACCUCCUACAAGGGCCCCUCUAGUAUCAUCAAGACCCACCACAACGUGGGCGGCCUGCCCGACCGAAUGAAGAUGGAGGUGAUCGAGCCGCUCCGGCUCCUCUUCAAGGAUGAGGUCCGCGCCCUGGGGCGGGAGCUUGGCCUUCCCGUCACCUCUGUGAUGCGACAUCCGUUCCCGGGCCCUGGCCUCGGUAUCCGCAUCAUUGGCGAGAUCAACAAGGAGACAGCAGACCGCCUCUCCCACGCGGAUGACAUCUAUAUCGAGGAGCUGCGUAAGACAGGACACUACGACAAGAUCGGCCAGGCUUUUGCCGUGCUCCUGCCGACCGUCCGAUCGGUGGGCGUCAUGGGCGAUCACCGAACUUACGAGAAUGUGUGCGUCCUCCGUGCCGUCACCACCACCGACUUCAUGACCGCAGACUGGUACGACAUGCCUCAUGAUGUUCUCGCUCGCAUUUCGAACAGGAUCAUCAACGAGGUGAAGGGCAUCAACAGAGUUUGCUACGACGUCUCUUCCAAGCCUCCCGCGACCAUUGAGUGGGAGUGA
Symbiodinium sp. CCMP2592 is the source of this 1665-nucleotide messenger RNA. Lineage: Eukaryota; Dinophyceae; Suessiales; Symbiodiniaceae. The record is from the annotation of a GenBank genome assembly.